AAAGCCAUGCCUGCUGAGCUGCAGCCUGAUGCUGCUCUCAUCAGAGUCAGGUGGAGGCGUGGCAGCGGUAGGAAAACGUUUGGAAAUGUAACGGAGUAAAAGCCUACAUGUAAGGGAGGAACUGGCCACUAACCAGAUCUGCCAAGGAACUAUAAAAUGGAGGCAAAAUGGAGAAAGAGAAAGAAACAGGGACGAGAAAAAGACAAACAAAUCGGUGGCAAAACCAGAUAGGCCUAGAUGGCUCACGGAAAGAUUAGUGGAAGCAAACUCCUCAUGAUGGUGUUGUAUAUGGUGGCAGCGUGCAGUGCCAUCCCCAUCAGUGACCUGCUCGACCGAGCCUCUCAGCGCUCUGACACACUGCACUCCCUCAGCACAACACUGACCCAGGAGCUGGGCUCUCGUUUCCUUCCUUUAGGCCGCAUGAUCAUGCCCCGCCCAUCAAAGUGCCACACUUCCUCUCUGCAGACACCUAAUCACAAGUGGCAAGUUCUUAAAUUAUCAGAGUCAGACCUGCUGUCAUUGGCUCGCUCCCUGCUCCAAGCCUGGGUAGACCCCCUGGUAGUCCUGUCCACCUCCGCUAACACCCUGCCUCACCCUGCCCAAAGCAACAUAUCUAACAAAAUCCAGGAGCUGCAGCAGCACUCCAAGAACCUGGGAGACGGCCUGGAUAUCCUAUCUGGCAAGAUGGGUCCAGCGGCUCAGACCAUCUCCUUACUGCCCUACAGAGGAGGCAAUGACAUCGGCCAGGACAAGAUUUCCAAAUUGACCAACUUCCAUUUCCUGUUGUCCUGCUUCCGCCGGGAUUCGCACAAGAUUGACAGCUUCCUGAAAGUCCUCCGCUGUCGGGCGGCUAAAUUGCUACCUGAGAUGUGCUGAAGAGUGAGGCAGCCAGCUUGACUCUGAGGGGAGAUUUUUGACAAAGGAAAAUAUUCCCUAAAACAGCUUUAUACAUUCCAGGUAGGUGGGGGAGCAGCACAAUGAACCUAAAGCUCAUACACUUCCCCGUAUGUUUCCAGCUGGACCAUAUUGUGGUGACAAACUGAGGUAAAUCUGUGAGUUACUUCUCCUGUGACACUUCCUUGUCCUUGACACCCUCAAAGCCAAGCUGCCAAAGGAGCUUUGUGGAAAGCAGGUUGUGACAUGAAAUCCCUCCACCAGCAUCUCUUCAAGUAAUUUGUCACACUGGGAUGCAAGACUUCAAUGGAGAUGUGUGAUGACAAACUGCAGCAUUUGCACUUUAGAUUUAAAGACACCCCUUGACAGCAUUUUGAUAUAAAAUCUGUACAUCAAUAAAAGAGUAUCUCUUGCACAGCAAAA
Messenger RNA from Micropterus salmoides (largemouth bass), 1317 nucleotides. RefSeq names its product prolactin-like. The coding region runs from base 238 to 876 and encodes 212 amino acids. The record is from RefSeq and is a predicted model, not a curated record. The transcript has 6 exons. Gene Ontology annotation, molecular function: hormone activity. Gene Ontology annotation, cellular component: extracellular region. Lineage: Eukaryota; Metazoa; Chordata; Actinopteri; Centrarchiformes; Centrarchidae. Gene Ontology annotation, biological process: response to nutrient levels; positive regulation of receptor signaling pathway via JAK-STAT; positive regulation of cell population proliferation.